Messenger RNA from Phyllotreta striolata, 770 nucleotides. NCBI's taxonomy places the organism in Eukaryota, Metazoa, Arthropoda, Insecta, Coleoptera, Chrysomelidae. The record is from the annotation of a GenBank genome assembly.
CAAAAACAUGUGCGAAUGUAAUGUUUUAUUUACUCUUUACUCAACUUUCGUAUAUUUCCUAAACAAAUUUUAAAAUCAAAACAUGGCCCGUCCGAAGGACUCCAAGAAGCAAUCUGGCAAGAAGAACAAAAUCCAUUUAGUCUUCGACGAGAAGGAAAGAAAGGAAUUCCUCACGGGCUUCCACAAAAGAAAAUUGCAACGUAAGAAGGAAGCCAAGGAAAAAUUCCUCAACACGUUGAAGGAGGAAAGGAAACGCAUCAAAGCGGAGGCCAAGGAAUCGUAUAAAAAAUUACUAGUGUCUCACAGACCGAUACCGGAAUUAGAAGACUUUCUAAGCGAAAAGUACGAAGACGAAAAAGUAACUGUAAAAGUAGUGGAGUUAUCGAAGAAUGAAAUAGCUAAACAAAACAACUGGUUAGGUGAAAAUCAAACUACCUAUGAAAACGAAGAUGCACAAGAAGAAUCGGAGGAAGAAGAGGAUAGUUCGAACGAACUACCCGGCAUGGAAUUAAAACCUAAACGAAUUGAAAAACCGAAAGUUGAAAAGGAAGUAGUCAAUUUCUCCUCAGGCAAGGAGAUUAAAAGGGCCCUUAAGAAGCAGGCAACAAAGACCGUAAAAAAGAGUAAAGUUUUUAAUAAAAUGAACGAAAUGGAAAGGAGGAAACAGCGGAAAAAAUCGAUGCAAUUGAAGAAACAAAAAAUGAAAAUUAUAGACAAGAAGAAAGGAAAACGGGGCCUCAAAAAAAGAAGCAAAGAAUAAUUAAUAUAAG